ACCACUUUAGUCUAAUCAGCUUUUAAAGUUGGAAAGAAUCAAAAUACCAAACAAUAAAACCCAUGUUCUACUGUCUCUUUUUCUGCCCAUAUUUUACCAAACUGAUCACUUUAUACACUUUAUUAUGGGUAAGUAGUCGGCAAGACUCCGCCUGAGCCAAUCCUUAACGUCGGAGAAUAAAACAUGUCCGGUAAAGAUGGUUCCAAUGAUCCUCAUAGCUCCGACUCAGAGACUGAGUCAAACUCGAGUUUAGAUUCCGGGACCGAGUCGAACAUGAGCUCUGACUCGACAACUUCCACAGGACUGUCGGCGAUCAUACGAGUCUUGUCUGAUUCUCUGCUUCGAACGGAAUUGGCGGAGAUGGAGAUGAUCAAGGCUCGUGAAGCAGCUAGGUUGGAAGCUGAGAAGAGGAGGUUGGAAAUGGAAGUAGAGUUGACUCGGAUGGUGCUUCAGACUCAUUUGCAAGCGGCGGCGUCGUUACUCGUCGGAGAACAGAAGAUUUCUCCGGCAGGGAGGAGGAGAAAGAGAUCAGAAGAAGGUGAAGAACACGAUGAGCCCUCCUCCUCCACCACAAGGGAAAAGAGUUUAGCUUUGUUGGGAUUACUUCAACUUAACCUGAUUUUUUGGAACUCUUUGACCUGACAAAUUACAACAAAAAAAAAGUCAAAGUCAAAAGGUCAAACUGUCUUAUGAAUUGUGUACUCUUUAUGUGUUUCGAGGGAGGAUACUUCUUUACUCUUUUGUUUAACCUCUAAUGAAUAAUUUUAUUAAUACAAAAUCCAAUAGAAGGUGUGUUGUUUAGUA
Messenger RNA from Camelina sativa (false flax), 804 nucleotides. RefSeq lists its product as uncharacterized. The record is from RefSeq and is a predicted model, not a curated record. Lineage: Eukaryota; Viridiplantae; Streptophyta; Magnoliopsida; Brassicales; Brassicaceae.